AGAUUGGAUAAAAGCUGCAGGUAUUAUGACUUUGUGUGACUGUUUAUUUGUAAUAAAAAUAAGUAUUGAACUGCAACUAUAACCAAUCAUUAAUAUUUAAUAACAAUUUCUAAUAUUGGUAAUAUCAACAACAAAAUUACCAAAUUGAAUACCGAUAUUUCUAUUUUAGUACUGAUAAGCCAAUUAAUACCCGUAUAUGGAUAUUGGUGCAUCGAUCACUAGUAAUAAACCUUCAAAGGCCAUAUUGCUUAUCCAUGUCAUUGUUUUUUAGAGCUCCCUCUUGACUUAUUAAAGACCUUGUCAAACAAGCUUAAAUUUCUUGUAAUUAAUAUACGUGAAUAUUUAUUAACUGAAGAUUCUAAGAAAAGAAAGUUUAUUCUUCAGGUACUUUGAUUGCAAUAUUUAUACGUUUUGUAUGAACCGCAAACCUAACCUCCAACUAUUAACUGCAGCUCAAAUACCUGAAAGAUAUAAGCAGAUCGACUUCAACGAUUCGAGCGAGGGGCCUAGCUAGCUUCAUAUACUAAGGGCUUGUUUACAUGGAGGUAGGCCGGGUAACCCUAUCAGGAUGGUUACACUAGCAAGUGGGUCGACCACCCUAGUCUAAUGUGUUUUAUAGGUUAUGCACUAGGGUUACCCUAGGGGUAAUGUAACUCGAGCAGCAUGGCUAUCUUUUUGUUUACAUAAGCCAUGUAAACAUGUUAGGUGGGGUUACUCUAGCAAGCGGGUCAUGUUUUGUACAUCCUACUGUGACUGCUAAACAAACAAGGAAGAUUAAACAUAUUAUCCUGGCAAAUAUUUUUAAACAACACUAGAAAAAUAAAACAGAUAAGCAAAUUUAUACACAUAAGGAAGCAGAGGGCAAGAAUGCUGAAAGAAACAGACUACAACAUUGAAAUGCAGCAAGCAAAGGCCCAAGAAAUGGCAUUGAAAAACUUUGCAUUUUCCAUUUUUUCAAUACAGACGGCUUUGCGACCAUGCAUAGGUAGGGUUAUCCUAUCGGGCAACAUAGCCCAAGCAGUAAGGUACCUUACCUCAUAAGGGACGGACCAUUAGAAAAGUGAUUUUAGGGCAAAACCAAAAAAAAAAUUUAUUCCCAGAAAAAAAUUAGGAAGAAAAAAAUCUUCCCAUGCAGGCAUAGUGCAAAAAAAAUUCCUAGCUUGGAAGAUAAGCCUAUAAAUUUCACUUAAAAAAAAAAUUUCCAGCCAUCAAGUGAGAAAAAAAUAUUUCUUCUAUAGGUGUACAAAAAAAAUAUUGCCUCUUAGAAAAUCCCCACCCCCCAUCACUUUUCUAAUGGUCCGUCCCUAACUAAACGCUUACUAUUUUCUGACCCACUUGCUAUCAGCUAGGGUAACCCUCCUGAUAGGGUCACUCUAUAUCUCCAUGUAAACAGGCCCUAACUUCCCAACGAUGAGCCUUCUGCUUAUUUCUUUCAGGUAGUUGUAUUAGUGCUGGUUAAUAUUUCACAGGGCCUAGCUAUGGCAUAUUAUCAGCGCACAACAACAUUUUAAACACUAAAUUCAGAAAGAUUCAAAAAUCCUGUUGUAUUUCAUGAAUUGGAAAGUUGAAUGGUAACGCCUUUGAAUAUUAUCAGCAUAACCGUUCAACUUGGAUGACAAUGCCUUUGAAUAUUACUCGCAUAACCAUUCAACUUGGAUGGUUAUGCCUUUGAAUAUUAUCUGUGUAACCAUUCAACUUCGAUGGUUAUGCCUUUGAAUAUUAUCAGCAUAACCGUUCAACUUGGAUGUCAAUGCCUUUGAAUAUUACUCGCAUAACCAUUCAACUUGGAUGGUUAUGCCUUUGCCAUGGUCCACUUUAAUUUAAACGAGUAAGCGCGGGGCCCCCAAAAGCGCGGGGCCCGUGGCAUAUUGGCCUUCUGCCAUAUGGUUAUUCCGGCACUGAGGCCGCGUUUACACUAUAACGCUACGGCUAAUACUCUGUUAGAAAUUUACUACGUUAACUUUCUAGUAGGCUAUAUUGUGUAAAACACUAUAAUGGAGUGAUUUGCCGUAGCGUACUUACUGAGGACCACUACAUUUGCCACUCUGAAUACAAAUCAAUUUCGUUUAAAAUUCACUACGUUUCUCAGUAUUGUGUACGAAUACACAUCCGGGACUUGAAUUUCCCCCCCAAUAGUCGCGUUCCUUUUUUUUACUGAAUUAAGAUUACAAUGCCUCCUCUAGUAUUAUUUAUAAUCUCUAUGGUAAACGCGGCCUGAGUUGUAUCUCUCUUAUACUGCAGCCGUUUAGUUGCAACUGUAGUGUAAGCAACCACUAAUAAGACUGUGUUUCUCAUAUUUUAGGCAAUUUAUGAAGAUCUUAGUGACAUAGCUCAACUAAAUGAUAAGAUACGGACUUCUCCGCUGAAGAGUAAUUCAGCAUUAGUGGCGCGCAUUAUUCACUGUCAUAAGUAAGUCAGUUUACUAUGUCUUAGACUUAACAAACUUCAUAUGACUGAGCGUAUAAUUUCGCAGAAAUAUCCUUGACUUAAUUUCUUUUUUCAUGUAAUUCACAAGCACAGUACUAUAUCUUAUUGUAGAAUACUACCUACACUGGACGGUUUGGACCACCACGUUUGAGAUAUCUUUUUUCAGGUAGUGCAGGCACAAACCACAGCAGCUUAUUGUAAAAUGCUAUCUACACUGGACCACCACGUUUGAGAUAUCUUUUUCAGGCAGCAACCUUGGUAGUUUGUUUUAGAAUACUAGCUGGAUCACGACGAUUGCAGUUUACUUGGUGGAAUUAAUAUUAGAAUGUUAGAAUGUUAUGAAUGUUAGAAUGUCAGAAUGAAUGUUAGAAUGAAUGUUAGAAUGUUAGUGUUGAAUAUUAGAAUGUUAGAAUGUUGGAAUGUUUUGUUAUGCUUGACCAUAUAUUACCUGUGGUUAUGGUUGAGACUACCCGAAAAUUAAAUUUAAAUGGAAGUGAGUUUUAACUAGCAUACAUUUUUCUUUUUUUAGUCUAAUGUGUUUGGCGUUUGAAAGACUACGUGUGAUUCGUGAAUAUAAUUCGCCCCGGUCUCUGCGUGCCUUCACGAAAGUAUUUAUCUUCCUAAUGCCGCUCCUGCUGUCUCCAUAUUACGUCUUCAGCGGUCGUCAAACUGAGAGUGCAUGGACUCCAUAUUAUAUCAGUGUAAUGGUUUCAUUUCUGUACGGGUCACUUCAAGCUGUGCAAGAUAAGCUGGAUGAUCCGUUUGAUGGAAUUGGCGAGGAUGAUGUGAAACUAGGACAGGUAGACAUUUUUAAUGUCCAGUUAAUGCCC
Paramuricea clavata is the source of this 3257-nucleotide messenger RNA. The record is from the annotation of a GenBank genome assembly. NCBI's taxonomy places the organism in Eukaryota, Metazoa, Cnidaria, Anthozoa, Malacalcyonacea, Plexauridae.